CCCGCCGCGACCCCGGCCCCGGCCCCGCCGGCCGCGGCGCCCCCGCCAUGACGCCGGAUCUUCUCAAUUUCAAGAAGGGAUGGAUGUCCAUCCUGGACGAGCACGGAGAGUGGAAGAAACAUUGGUUCGUGCUGACCGACUCGAGCCUGAGGUAUUACCGGGACUCAAACGCAGAGGAGGCUGAUGACCUUGAUGGAGAAAUCGACCUGCGUUCCUGCACGGAUGUGACGGAGUUUGCGGUGCAGCGCAACUACGGCUUCCAGAUCCACACAAAGGAUGCCGUCUUCACCCUGUCAGCGAUGACCUCUGGCAUCCGGCGCAACUGGAUCGAGGCCCUGAGGAAGAAUGUGCGCCCAGUCAGUGCUCCAGACGUCACCAAGCUCCCUGACUGUGACAAGGAGAACUUCCAUAACUGCGUUUCCCAGAAAGGCUCACUCCGGACGGAGGAGCAGCAGCGGCCGGGCUCGGGCUCCGAGGGGAACUCCAAGGGCAGUCACUGGAAGGCGGAUGGGCAGCGCCAUGCCUUUGACUAUGUGGAGCUGUCUCCCUUGCCACAAGAGCCUGGAAGUCAGGGGUCCCUGCAGAGGACAAAAGGGAGCCUGAAGAUCUCGGAGCGAGCUCCCAGGUAUGAGGAGCUGGAGCGGGAUCUGGCCAUCCGUUCGGAGGAGAGGAGGAGGUGGUUCGAGAGCCCCGAUGGCAGGGUCCCCAACAACGAUGGCCCGGCAGGAGACCCUGCCCGCAGGGCCGGGGAGCAGGACCUCCCCACCCCUCCGCUUUCGGAGGAACAACGGAUUCGUCUGAAUGAGGAGAUAGAGAAGAAGUGGCUGGAGCUGGAGCACCUGCCCUUGAAGGACUUGCAGAGGGUGCCCUUGACAACACUGCUGAACCAGAGCAAGGGGGGCCAGGGAGACACCAAUGAGGCGCUGAAAAAGGAGAUCCAGUCACUGCGGGCACAGCUGGAGUCCUGCCGGGCCAGAAACGAGAGCCUUCGGGAGGCAGCAAAAUCCCAGGGGGACAGCCAUGUGCCCCGAGGGUACAUCUCACAGGAGGCCUGUGAGCGCAGCCUGGCUGAGAUGGAGUCAUCCCACCAGCAAGUGAUGGAGGAGCUGCAGAGGCACCACCAGCGGGAGCUGGAGCGGCUGCGGCAGGAGAAGGAGCGACUCCUGGCAGAGGAGGCGGCAGCAACAGCAGCAGCCAUUGAGGCACUGAAGAAAGCCCACCGGGAGGAAAUGAAUAAGGAGCUGGGCAGGACACGGAGCUUCCAGCAAUGCAGCUCACUCCCAGAAGCCCUCCAGAAGCAGCACCAGUUGGACGUGGAGUCGCUGAAGCGGGAACUGCAGGUGCUUUCUGAGCAGUAUUCCCAAAAGUGCCUGGAAAUCGGGGAGCUCACCCAAAAGGCAGAAGAGCGGGAGCAGAUAUUGGAGCGCUGUCAGCGGGAGGGGAAGGACCUCCUCCAGAAAAAUCAGGAGCUGCAGACGCGCCUCUCGGAUGAGAUCGGGAAGCUGCGAAGCUUUAUUUCAUCGCGGGGCUCUGGGGACCGUGCCUCGCACAACAACGAGCGCAGCUCCUGCGAACUGGAGGUGCUGCUGCGGGUGAAGGAGAAUGAGCUCCAGUACGUAAAGAAGGAGGUGCAGUGCCUCCGGGAGGAGCUGCAGAUGAUGCAAAAGGACAAGAGAUUUGCCUCAGGGAAAUACCAAGACGUGUAUGCAGAGCUGAAUCACAUUAAGGUGCGCUCGGAGCGCGAGAUCGAGCAGCUGAAGGAGCACCUGCGCCUGGCCAUGGCGGCUCUGCAGGAGAAGGAGUCGCUGUGCAACAGCAAGUAACGGUCUGCUCUACAUUUGUUAUCUGUUCUUGUUUUGUAUUUGCUCCAUUCCUCACUCGUGGGGAGAGGGAGGUUGAAUCCCUAUCCAUGUCCACCUUGGUGAGGAAUCCCACACACCCCAACCUCCUCACUCCCCUCCCAAAGCUUUUUUGAUGAACCCUUUUUGCCUGCAUACCUGAGCACGUUGUUUGGACUGGCUCCUUACAUGCACCUUCCUCAGGAUUUUAUAUGUGAAAAUUAUAUUUUAUAGAGGAAUUUUUUUCCCCAUGGAAAGGAGGGGAAGAGGAGGAGGAAAAGUUUUACUACAUCACCAACAUUUUUCUAACCUGAAGAAGAGAACCUGGUUUUUCCCCCUUUCCUGGCUCCAUUUCUCCUGGCCACACACAGCCACCUUUGGCAAAUAUUCCCUCUCUUCCAAAUGUCUUCACGGUCCCCCUGGGAUGUAGGGCAAGGACCGUGCUCCCCCUCCCCGUGCCACCCCCGGGACCUGCGGAGAAGACACGAAAGCCAUAGGGGGAGCCGCUGGGGCUGUCUGCCGUGGGUGUGCUUGCCCGAGGCGGCUGAAAGCGGACACCUUGGCAAGAGUCCACAUGACCGAGCUCUCUCUCCGUGGCUGCCCUUUUGGCUCCUGCAAGAACCUGCAUUGGCAGGAGCCCAGAGCCACGGGACUUCUCCUUUCUGGGGAAGAGGAGCUGUGAGGCUGCUACUGCACCCGCCCGAGCCAACCUCCUCAGGGUGACAGCUGCUGCUGCUCCGCUGUGCCCUUCAACUUUUAACUUAAUAAAAUCUUCCCCUUUCGCUGAGAAAAA
Camarhynchus parvulus is the source of this 2631-nucleotide messenger RNA. RefSeq names its product TRIO and F-actin binding protein (gene TRIOBP). The transcript has 14 exons. Gene Ontology annotation, cellular component: actin cytoskeleton. Lineage: Eukaryota; Metazoa; Chordata; Aves; Passeriformes; Thraupidae. The coding region runs from base 48 to 1823 and encodes 591 amino acids. Gene Ontology annotation, biological process: actin filament organization; positive regulation of substrate adhesion-dependent cell spreading. The record is from RefSeq and is a predicted model, not a curated record. Gene Ontology annotation, molecular function: actin filament binding.